AUGACACCGAGUCGUGUGCCAGUCGAUUUGACAAGAAGAUCCAAUACCCAUAUUGGGAUGAGGAGCGUAGCAAGACCUAUCAGCAAGACGAUUAUUAAUUGUCUGCCCAGAAGUUGCGCAGAUGAAGAUCUUUGUUGCAGCUGGUGUAUGCGGCGGAGAGGUCUUGCCAAUAUUCUAGUGGGCCAGUCCAACGAGAAUACUCUCAAAAAAACUGAGAACUAUUACGCAGCCCGUGCAGACUGGAGGAAACACUUCUUUAUUCCACUGUCAGGAAUAAAGCCAAGUAUAAUUGCUGCAAAUAUCUCCUCAGAGACUUAUCUCGGGGAGGGCUCUAUAGUAAAGGAGGCAUGGUUCUACGUGCUGGAAGAUUGUGAGAAGAAAGAAGGUAUGAUAUUGGAGGCAGCAGAGGAAGAACCAGAGGGAGCAACUGUGGGAGUAGCAAGGGAAGCAGUGGAAGUAGCAAGGAAAGCAGUGGGAGUAGCAAGGAAAGCAGUGGGAGUAGCAAGGAAAGCAGUGGGAGUAGCAAGGAAAGCAGGGGGAGCAGCAAGUUGGGAGAGCCUGCGGCUGCUGCGGCCCUAG
This is a messenger RNA of Talaromyces stipitatus ATCC 10500, 579 nucleotides long. RefSeq lists its product as uncharacterized. The record is from RefSeq and is a predicted model, not a curated record. Bases 1 to 579 code for a protein of 192 amino acids. The transcript has 3 exons. NCBI's taxonomy places the organism in Eukaryota, Fungi, Ascomycota, Eurotiomycetes, Eurotiales, Trichocomaceae.